AUGUCCUCGGUACACAACAACGACCUGGGCCCCGCGUGGAAGCGUCGUCGUCCCGCCACCGCGUGCAACCAGUGCCGUCGUCGCAAGAUCCGCUGUGACGGUCGCGCGCCUUGCGUUGCGUGUAGCAAACCACCAGGUCGACCGUGCGAGUAUGCUGCGAAUCCCUUCUAUGAGAGCCGCUCCGCCGCGCACACGCUAACAGAGGGCUUGCCACCGCACGGGAUGCCCCAUGAGGCAUACGCGCAGCUGACGUCGACAACGCCGGUCAUGUCUGAGGCGGGCAUGUUUGACGGUAUCACCCCAAGCGACGCGUAUAAUCUGGAGGCUGGCAUGGCCAAUUACUUCCGCAUGACGGAUAUGAGUAUGAUGGGCGGCCUGUCCCCAGGAGAACUGCCCAUCCAGUCACCUGCUCUCACGCAUGCCACCACCAACUCUUCCGUAGGGAGCUCAUCACACACCCCUCCCAGCCCGAGUCCGCCGCGUCAGUCCCCCUCGUUCGGCGCGUCAUCCGCCUCGACGUGCUCCCCUCUGGCGUGCGGGCUGGAGCCCCCCGAGCUGUAUCAUCUGCUGGACCAUGACUCCAUCGACGAUCAGAGCGACUGGGAGGAGAUCUUUGAGCGAUGCGACCGACUGAAAUUCCUGUCAGUGGCAUUUGGUGACAACACAAAGACUCCGAGGCUCGACCAGGAGCGUUUGCGGCCCCUCGUGAACCAGUUCACGAUGCUGGAGAGGAGCCAGAAGAGCAGCCGUGCGUGCUUCAGCAGCUGCAGCGCCGUUGGGUGCGCCAAGGACAUCCUCCCUCCUCGCGCGGCAUGCGACAUUCUCAUCAAGGCCUAUUUUAUGAAUUAUGAGCAAGUCCUCCGCAUCAUGCACCUGCCGACCUUCUUGCAGGAGUACGAGCGAUUCUGGCGCCAGCCAUCCCCGUCAAGAUCCUUGGAGACGGACGAUCCGCUAGCGUGCAAGAUCGCAGUCAUCCUGGCCCUGGGGUCCACUGUCGUCCUCACACUCAACGGCGCCUUGGGGCCAACCAUACCAGGUCCAGCUGAGGAGCGUGCGUACCUGGAGAAGCAAGCGGGCGUCUGGAUUUCGUACGGGAAGCAGUGGCUCACGCGUCGGAUGCCAACCGCCCAGCGCACGGAUCUUCAUAUUGCCCAGAUACUCUGCCUGUUGGGCCUGGUGCGCCACGUCCAUUCCGAGGACGCGUCAUCGUCUGGGAUCCUUAUCCAGCCCGGUGACUACUGUCUGGCCCGCGUCGGUAUGCAGAUGGGUCUGCAUCGUGAUCCGCUUGUCCGUGGCUCAGGCAUGUCGAGAUGCGAGGUUGAAGUUCGUCGACGCCUGUGGGCGACCAUGGUCGAGCUGUCGCUGCAGAGGAGUCUCGACGAGGGUUUGCCGGCUCCUCUGGGGCCGGAGAGCUACGAUUGCCAGCCGCCAUCGGACAUACCCGACGAAGACCUCGAAGACGAGUUCGCCUCAGGUGUCACGACUGGCUCUGACCUGACGCCCUCGACCAUCCUCGUUCUCUUGUGUAAGACGCAGCGUCUUCGUCUGCACUGCGUACAUCUUGUCAACUCACCCGGGGCGCCAAAGUCGGACGCAGAGAUCCACGAGCUUGCCAAGCGUCUCAGCAUCGCCUGCGGUUCCAAUAUUGACGUUUUCCGCGGUCUUCCCACGAAACCGAGCGAUUUCCAGAUCCAGCUUCUACAAACCUACACGCGGCAGUUUGUCCAGGCUCUUGUCGAAGGCGGCCAACCCGCCACGGACCACGCCACCGCGCACUACUGCCGCAAGGUGCGUACAGAGGUCGCCGCGCGCAUGCUUGGCUAUCCACCUUCGCUCGCGCUGGUGACGGCCGAGACGAUGGCCGAGACACGUCCCCUCUCCACGCUCACAGAGGGCAAGGCCGAUGCCUGCGUCGCCCUCCGCGUCUUUGGCGAGGGCUACCUCGGGCGUGUCCAGCGAGACUCGGCCAUCAGCAUGUGUCUCGACCUCCUGCAGGAGCUAGAAGAAUACAACUUUCCCGCCACAGACGGUGCCUGCUGGCAACGGUGUCACCACAUUGUGCGGGACACCGUCUCCGUGUUUGAGCGACGGGUGCGUGUGUCAAGGGGCAUGCACAGCAAGCGAGAGCUGCUGUUCUUUGCAUGUGCAGAGGCCAAUAUGUCGGGGCUUCUCAGGGGCGCGCCGUCGAGGGAGAUUGAUGAGAGUAUUCAUCGCGCAGCGGAGCGCGCACUGGGCGUUUGUUGCGAUGUGCUGGGGAGGAACAUCCGCUCGUGA
Molecule: messenger RNA, 2274 nt
Organism: Emericellopsis cladophorae
Lineage: Eukaryota; Fungi; Ascomycota; Sordariomycetes; Hypocreales; Bionectriaceae
Exons: 1
Coding region: 1-2274 (757 amino acids)
Biological process (GO): regulation of transcription by RNA polymerase II; DNA-templated transcription
Cellular component (GO): nucleus
Molecular function (GO): DNA-binding transcription activator activity, RNA polymerase II-specific; RNA polymerase II cis-regulatory region sequence-specific DNA binding; zinc ion binding
Source: RefSeq, a predicted model, not a curated record